Molecule: messenger RNA, 2561 nt
Organism: Aphidius gifuensis
Lineage: Eukaryota; Metazoa; Arthropoda; Insecta; Hymenoptera; Braconidae
Gene: Atac3
Product: ankyrin-2
Exons: 8
Coding region: 208-1878 (556 amino acids)
Biological process (GO): positive regulation of transcription by RNA polymerase II
Cellular component (GO): nucleus
Molecular function (GO): protein binding; transcription cis-regulatory region binding
Source: RefSeq, a predicted model, not a curated record
UAUCAAACCCAAUAACUACAUUUUAUACAACCCUGAUACAAGUUUAUUUGUUGCUGGUAUUUGUCAAAUUUUUAUAACAAUGUUUAUCAAGUAACAAAAAAUCCUACUGACAAGUUUCUUUUUUUGUUCUAAAAAAAUACAUGAAUAAUGGAAUCAAACUUGUUUUAGAAAAAAAAUAUCUGUCUGACGUUGUUGAUACUUCAUAAAAUGCAAUCAGGUACUAUCUAUACAACGGAUCUCCAGAGUUUCAAUCAUGAUACAAUCACACUACCAGAAGGUCUUCCAAUGGAAGUUGGAUAUGUAUUAGAUGAUUCACCAAAAGGUCAUGUACAAGAUGUCCUAACAGUUGUUGAACUUGGAAAACAGUUAUUACUAUAUGCUAAACAUGGUGAUACUGAAAUGGUCAGAGAUCUCAUGUGCAGAGGUGCACCAUUUCAAGCUGAUCCAAUGGGCACAAGUGCCUUACAUUUUGCUGCACAAAAUAAUCAAAUUGAAACUGCUGAUGUUUUAUUACGUGCUGGUAUUUCAAGAGAUGCAAGAACAAAAGUUGAAAGAACACCUUUACAUAUGGCUGCUUAUGAAGGACACGAUCAAAUGGCUAUUUUAUUAUUAAGAUAUGGUGCAGAUGUUGAUAGCAGAGAUAUGCUGAAAAUGACACCCCUACAUUGGGCAAUUGAGGGUGAACAUGAUGAUGUUAUUCAUGUUUUAUUAGAUCAUGGUGCUGAUCCAAAAGCACUAAGUAAAUUUGAUAAAACACCAAUAACACUGGCAUUUGAACAUCAUCGAUUAGAUCUUGUUGAUAUUAUGCAACAAAAACGUCAAAUAAUUAAACCAAAAUUAAUGCCACAAGAUCAAUUAUCUGAAUUUGAGUCACAAAGUACUGUACAAAAAUUAAUACAGGCACAAAUUGCACGACAAAAAUUGGAAAUAGAACAACCAUAUAAUAAACCAUAUCUCAAAAAAAGUAUUGAAGUAAUAAAUAAGCCACAAGUUGUUUAUCAACAAGUUUAUCCAACUUCAAUAAGUGGUGAUGAUGGAGAUGAUGGAGAUGAUGAUAAUGAUGGUAAUGAUUAUAAUGAUGGUGAUGGUUAUAAUGAUGACGAUAAUGAUGAUGACGAUGACAAUGAUGAUGAUGAUAAUGAUGAGGAUUAUCAAGAUAAAAGUUCCGAGCUCAUUGAUACAAUAAGUAAUUUAUCUUAUGAAACAUUAGAUAAACAAAAAGACAUUGAGGGAAUUAAAACAUUUGGAAACUCAUAUGAAUUACUUGAAGCAAUUAUGGUACCACCUGAAAAUGAUACAAGUAUCGUUGAAAAUGCAGUAGCAAGUGGAGGAAAACUUGUAAUGACAGAAGCUGGAAAAAGAGCAUAUAAAUUAACUGGAGCUAAUCAAUUAGGUGUUAAAAGAUUACAAUUAGCAAGUGGACAAAAAGAUAUAAGAAAAAAAAUAUAUACAAUUGCUAAAGCUGAUCAAUUAUUUAAUGAUACAACAAAUAAUAUUAAAGGACCUAAUAUAUUAAAAAAAGGAAACAUUGGCAAUAAAACAGGCAAUUUUGUUUUAGCAUCAAUUCCAAAUAAUACCACAAAUGUAACGCCUCUUAAAUUAGCAUCUAAGAAAUUUAUAAAAAUAAAUACUUUGAAAGAUGGCACAGAACGUGUAUCAGAAUCAGCUGAUGAUGCUGAUGAAACAAAUGAUAUUAAUUUAAAUAUAAAUAAUGAUAAUAAUAUUGAAGAAAUAACGGAUAUUGGAAUUUUAAAUAAACAACUUGCUGAAGCAAGAAAAGCAGCUGCUGAUUAUCGUGAAAAAUUAAAAAAAAAAGAAGCUGAAGCUGAAAUAUAUGAACAACAACUUAAAAAAAUUAAAACACUAAAAAAGUACUAAUUAAUUUUUUUAAUUUUAUUAAUUUAAUACUUUUAUUUUUUAUUUAUUAAAGUCAUUUUAAUCAUUUUUCAGUGUAUGUUAUUUAUUUUCACAUUUUAUAGCUAUUAUUUAGCCGCACAGCGACUUUAUUUCUUUUUUAUAAAUUAAUUAAAUUCAUUUGGGCUUUAUUUAAACUAAUUUUAUCGAAUAAGUUGAUAUUUAAAUUGAUGAUAAAUUGAUGAAAAUUAAUACUUGAAUAAUUCAUAUUAAUUUUACAAUUUAGUUGAAAAUAUAAAUAAGCAUUAACUGAAAAUAUUUAUCGAAAAUUUCUACCACUUAUGAUUUAUUAUUUUUAAUUAACACAAAAAAAAAAAAAAAAAAAAAACAAGGCUUUAUGAAAAUGAAGAAUUUCUAUAUAUUUUCCAAAAUGAAGACACCCAAUUGAAUGAUUAAAAAAAAUCCUGUGAUAUUGUGAUUUAAUUAAAACAAUUUUCAAAUUACUAUAAAAAUAUUUGAGUAAUAAGUAUUGAUGGAAAAUAUUUUGUUCUUUUUUUUUUUUUAAAAUAACAAAAAAAUAUGUGUAUUGAUCACAUUAGAUUUUAUACUACAAUAAAAUUUAGUCAAUUCUAAAGUUUUUUUAUAUAAUACUUGAUGUAUUGAACAUAUUUUUUAUAAUAAAUAAAAUAUAAUUCAAUACUUAGAAU